Epinephelus fuscoguttatus (brown-marbled grouper) is the source of this 7883-nucleotide messenger RNA. RefSeq names its product Cdk5 and Abl enzyme substrate 2b (gene cables2b). Gene Ontology annotation, biological process: regulation of cell cycle. Lineage: Eukaryota; Metazoa; Chordata; Actinopteri; Perciformes; Serranidae. The record is from RefSeq and is a predicted model, not a curated record. Bases 43 to 1647 code for a protein of 534 amino acids. The transcript is spliced from 10 exons.
CGAGCUGAUCCUCCAGUUGACUUCCUCAGUGGGACGGAGACCAUGGCGGCGGCUGCUGCCUGCGGCCAGCACAGUGCUGCGAUAACGGCCGCUGUUACCGGCAAAAAGACGCAUAGUAACCGGGAACACACUCGGAGGAACCGGGAGAACUCUCGGCGGAGACAAGCCGCUCUUUUAUUCCUUAGUAACAUCUCCCUGGACGGACGGCCGGUCCAGAGUAAUGCAGCCGAACAUGUAGGAAGCCGCCACCAUAAAGAGACCGACUUGGAGGGAGCCGACUCCGGCUCUGCGGCGGCGGUGGCGGCCGGGUUAUGCCCGGAGCUGGGCAACAACAGCGGCUACGGGACAUUCGCCGGUUUGGCAGCCAACGUUAAUUCUUCCUCGGCACCAAGGACAGGACUCCUCAACAUACCGCCUAUCCUCGUCCUGCCGUCGGACACGGGCUUUGACGAAGUGGGGAGCGCGGAGGUGCUGCUGGAGUGCCGCAGAGGCUCGUUCCCCUCGCCGGGGAACAGUAACCUGCUCUCACCGUCCACGUCUAACGCCAGCCUGCUACCGUCGCCACUGGGACCGCGGAAGUCCUCCACACUGCUGUCGGUUCAGAGCUGUAACUCCGUGUCCUCAGAGCCGCGACAAAGGACUCGAAACCUCUCGGGAGGCUCUCCCAGACCUCGACACACCAAGAAGAUCCACUUCAUCAAAAACAUGAAACAGUACGACACGAGAGGCAGCAGGAUCGUGCUGAUCUGUGCAAAGAGAUCUCUGUGUGCUGCCUUCUCUGUUCUGCCCUACGGAGAAAGCUUCUACCUCAGUGACCCUACGUUAAACCACCCCAGAAGGAGGCACUCGUCUGGAAACAUCUCCACCACCCUGGAGAUGCUGCCGGGGCUGGAGGGCUUUCAACUGGACACCUACGGCAGGUCGGUGUCGUACGCCCAGUUCCUGUACCCCACUAACGCUCUGGUGAGGCACAAGCCGUCGUCGACCAGCGACCUGACGCUGCAGAUUCCCGUGUCCAGGAGCACACACAGCAUGCCGGGCAGGAGCUGCCCACCCAGCAGACUGAACAGCACUGUGGGACUGGACCUGGGUCUAGAGGAUGUGACAGAUUAUGACCCCAACCUCCUCAGUGACCCCCAGUGGCCUUGUGGGAAACACAAGCGGGUGCUGAUCUUCGCCUCCUACAUGACGACAGUAAUAGAAUACGUCAAACCGUCUGAUCUGAAGAAAGACAUGAACGAGACGUUUAAGGAGAAGUUUCCUCACAUUAAACUCACCCUCAGCAAGAUACGCAGUCUGAAGAGAGAGAUGAGAGUGGUUGGGGAGGACUGCGGCUUGCAGCCCGUCACCAUCGCAAUGGCGUUCGUCUACUUUGAGAAGUUGGUGCUGCAGGGUCGACUCAAUAAACAGAACAGGAAGUUGGUGUCAGCUGCCUGCAUCCUACUGGCUGCUAAGAUCAGCAGUGACCUCAAGAAACAGGAGGUCAAACACCUCAUCGAUAAGCUGGAGGAGCGUUUCAGGAUCAGCAGGAGAGAGCUGAUAUCAUUUGAGUUCACCAUCCUGGUCGCCCUGGAGAUGGCGCUCUACCUCCCUGAGAGUAAAGUCAUGCCACAUUACAGAAAGCUGGUGCAGCAGCAGCAGUCAUAGCAGCGCACACACCGACCCCUCCCCGCAGGGACUCCCAGCACCUUCCAGCUCCACACUGUGACGGGCGGCGCCUUGUGAUGCCUGGCUCAGAGGUACUGAGGCACUGAGGAGUCCUCCUCUCUGCUCACACCGCAGACACCAAAGCUCAUCCACACUGUGAUGGUAGUGCGACAGCAGGCCUGACGGCGUCUGGCUCAGCGGCACAGAGAGCGACAUCGCCUUCUCUCCUCCCUCAAACACCAAAGUGACGACACACUGUGAUCGAUGGUUCAGCGGCAGGACUGGUGCCUGGCUCAGCGGCACCACGAGAAUCACUGAGGGUCAAAUUCACAAGACUCAGACUCACGUCUUUCUCAUGGUUUGUUGUCUUUGUUCGAUCUUCAUACACUUGACCUCCUGUUGGGAUAAAAAAGAUUUUCCUCACCAGCUCCUUAGCAGAGAUUUUAGUCAUGGAGACUCUGCUGAACUCGACUCUGUGAGGAUUGUUGGUUGAAACUUGUACGACACAUUUACAUCAUUUUGGUUCAAUCUGGGAUUUUGUCAAGCGUUUAUGAAGCUUUGUUUAACAGGUUUGAGUCUUCCUUUCUAGGAUCUGUGCAGUUAAGAAGGCGAGAAACAUGUUGGCCAAAAAAAAAAUGUCCCAAAGGUUUCGCUUCAGGUUUUACCACCGCACCUGUUCAUCUUUUAAAGUAGUGGUUCCCAACUGGUCCAGAUUUCUCCUCAGUCAUUAGUUCAAGGUCCACACAGUUUAAUAUAUUCAGUGUCAUACUUGUGUUUGGUCAUGUCGUCGCGCUAGUUUGCUGUCUCUGUCAUGUAGCUGUCUGUUAGUCACUCACUCUGCAGCAGGAAACGGGACUUCAAAAUAAAGGCUCUGUGCCGGAAAUUCACUGUACGACCCACCAGUUGGGAACCACUGCUUUAAGGGCUCCUGAUGGAUGUGUGAAAUGCAGAAAAUCGAACCUGUUCCCAAAACCUAAAUGACAGAGUGAAGCUUCGGAGUCAGUAUGCAAAUGUGAUUGAAACAGUGUGAGGUCGUACGUGUUUAUUUAGAAGUGGUCAAAAAAACGGACUCAUUGUGCAGAGGCCUUCAGACUUAAUCAAAUUGCUGCCAUCACUUUCCAACAGUUUAAUAUUCCGAUUUUUCUUUUUUUGGACUAGAUUUUCUCCAGACCGCUGCGUGCUUUAGUUCUCCUUAUUUAACAUUUCUUAAGUCGAAAACUUUCAAGUCUGCUGCCUCUGUAGCACUGUGGACUGCGAUAAGAAGAAAAUUGGACAGAGAGGCUAAAAAUAACCUUUCUUAUUUUGAUUUAAAUGUGCUGACAGUCAGGAGAAACAAAGCUUUGUUCUUUAGACAAUAAUUUUCCUGCAUUUAAAAGCAUCUUAAAUCAAUACUGCAGAAUGUUUUCUGCAGCUGCAGCAAAGAUGUUGCCAACAUUCCCAUAUUUGUGUUGAAACUUGCAUGAAAUUCAAUUUGAGGCGAUAAAUUUCAGGCCACGAGGGGAGCUGGUACAGCACCGUGGUGACACUUUGUUGUGUGUCUUGUCUUCUGGCUGGACUGGUUUCAUCGCUCAGUCUCUUGUUUGGACUCUCACUCACAUUAAUGUCAUGAAGUCAGCACUUUUUAGAUUCUCUUUGAACAUCCAGCCGGCUGCCUCUAAAUCAUCACUGUGUUUGUAGCUUGUUUUCCGAGGACGUUAAUGCUCCCACUCAGAUGCUUCUUCACUGCUGUGACUGUACUUCAGUUUAUUGAGGGGGAGGUUCACUGCUUCACAUGAGCCAGCUUUAAUGUCUGACACAUGGAGCUGCAGUCUGCUGCUGUCAGAAGCUCCUCUGGAGCAGUGUAGAUGUUUAAGUGCCUUGCCUGAGGGCACCUGAAGAGCAGUUGUUCCCUUCCUGUCUGUCCCUGGAUCCAGAUAUCCAAACAGACCACUUCUCUUUAUUUUGACCUCUGUCUUGCUCUCAUGUUCUCGUCCCUCUUCCUCGCUGGUUUGGUGUGAACAAUCAGCAGGCUGCUGCUCACUCUGGUGGUCGCAGAGAAGCAGUGCAUCCUUUGAGAAAAAUGCUGUGAUGAUGAGGAGACACAGUCAGAUCAUGUUGUAAUCAUUCUAUAUACUGUGUUAUAUCUUGAAUGCAACUCAGCUGAUGUCACAUGGCAGCAGAGGCAGAUGAUCUGGUUGAUAUUCAGGGUGAAAUUUUAAAAUAGAAACCAAGAAUCUGUCACUAAAUUAAUAUAUUAGCAUCUGUUUGAUGUUAAUUACCACAUGUUUUGUUAAUGUAAGAGCUGAAACGAUUAGACGAUCAAUAUGGCAUUAAUCAGGUUUGGUUUUUAAGGCAGAAAUACCCCAAAGUCACUAUUUCCAACUCCUCACAUGAACAUUUUCUGCUUUUCUUUGUCUUCUGUGAUAUAAAACUAAAAAUCUUUGAGUUUUAGAUAACUGGCCGCACAAAACUAAACAUUUGAAUAUGGACUUUGAGAAAUGGUGAGGGACAUUAUCCACUUGUUUCUGACAUGUUAGAGACAAGAAAAUAAACAAUAGAAUAAUUACAUAUGAUUAAUUAAGAUGAACAGAACGAUGGGGGCUGUACAAACACAUGAAUGAAAAGCCCUGAAACAGCCAUGCUCACAUAAGGUCCAGGUAAUAACUGAUUAUGAUAUUUCUGGGACAGUUUUUAAGGUGGACUGCAAACAGAUUAUUCAUGUUUCUUGAAGGGAGCUGGCUGUAGCUACAGACUUCCUCAAUUUAUCUGCACUGUGAACUUCACCAAAAAAGACCUUUCUGUUUAUGAACUACCUUAGAAAAACUGUUUCACUCCAAUGCUAUUUAUUCUGUUUUUACUGUGUCAUAAAGGGAGAAAUAUUUAACCAAACGGAGGCCUCUAACAGGACGGUUGUGCCUGUUGUUCCUCCUUAAAAUUGUUGUCUGAAUACAGUGGGUUUUUUCUGCUUUAUCCAGAAACAAGGUGGGUGUUUAGUUUUAUUUAAAAGGGGCGAUCAUUGGUUACAGGCGGCCAUGUUGGAUAAAAAACAACAGCACAAACACCUUCUGUAGGGCCUCUGUUUUUUUGCACUUUGCCUUUUUGCUUCACAAUCCUGAAUCUUUAUUUUAUCACUAAGCAACAAGGGUAAUAAUAUUUUUCUACAUGAAAUGUAUGUUAUUGUAUUAUUGUAUACUGAAAAGUGACAGUCACUGAAAUUUAUUGAUUGCUUAUAAUUCUCCAGGUGAAGAAUCAUAUUUUAAUGAUGAUGCAAAGCAGAUAAUUCAGUUUAAUUUAAAAUAUUAUUCUUCAUCUUGAGGUUUCACAUCCAUGUUCUUCCAUUGAUGUUACUUUCCCUCGUGUGUUAAAGGGACUUUGUUGUAUUUUGGAGGCUGGGUUCAUCUGCACUGGACUGUUGGAGCAGGAGAGCUGAUGGUGUUCAUACACACAGGUCCUGACAUGAUAUCGUGUUCCAAGUCGCUCUGUUGCGUAUUGCUAAGGGUUCGAGUCGGGUCAGGUUAAGUAAAAAAAAAAAAGUACUCUUUCCCUCAGUGACCGGGCCAAUCAUCUGUGUUGCUUCCUGUGUUGAUAUGUAAAGCCCAGGUGGAGGAGGGAAAGGCUGCUUCAUCAGCCUGGUGAGCUAAUGGAGUGUGAUGAAGAAAGAAAAGUAUGACCAUGAGUUCAGGUUUUAAAUUUGCCAGGUCAAAUCUUAAAUAGUGAGACUGCCGAUAAUCUGCUCUUUUUUAAUUGUCAACAAAUUCCAUGAAAAGAUCAACACUAACAACGUGACGUUCUGUUGUUGUCUGUCUCUCAAAGCUUUACGUCCGUACUGUGUAGCUCCCAAAUCUUACGAGGCCCUUAAAGCCCCAGAGGGUGACAUUUAAGUUUUUUACUUUAGAGGGGUCUGUACAAAGUACAUUCGUUACAAUUCAGUUUAAUUCAACUCAUUUGUAUUUACAAAGGCCAAUAUCACAAAUCAGUUUGUCUCAGAGGGCUUUACAGCAUGCGACAUCCCUCUGUCCUCUGACCCUCACAGUGGAUAAGGAAAAACCUUUAACGGGGAAAAAAAUGUCACAGAUAUAUCUCUUCUUUUUUAAAAGACUCAGUAAUUUCUCAAACAGCUGGAUGCUAUAGUUUUUAAAAGUGUUACUCAAACAGCAGUAAAUAGUGCAUUUGCUAGGGACUAUUUUAAUCGGCGGAUGAAUCCGCAUUUGAUGCCCUAGUGAGUUUUUGAAUAGUUUUUCUCAGGCACUGAUAUACAGACAGUACUCGUUCAGAGAUGCAUUCUUUGUUUGAUUUGGUCUUUUCAUGAGAUUUUGUUGCACUUGGCGUGGCGUGUGGUUUUCGUUGGUUCCGCACCGCUGUCUCUCUUUCCUCUGCCUGCGGAUAAACACUACGCGCCAUAAACACACAAGACUUUCACACUGAGCUGAAAUGAAACGUGCUCAUAAUUUUACUUAAAAACAUAAACACUGAGUGUGUUUACAUGGACAGGUUGAUUCCCUUUUCAUUCGGAAUUAAAGUUCAUUCCUAUUAAAAGUGAUCUCGUAAACACCUAAUUCGGAAUGAAAAUGGCCAGUGCGAUUGAAAAUUCAAUCCGAUGUAAGGGGCUGGAAUAUUCCGUUUCUAAUUCCCAAUGAAAGAAUUUCUCGCACUUGUAUACACUCAUUCCUCUUUAAGUUCAUUCCGGUCUUUCUGCACAUGCUCGUUUCCUUGCCCUUCUGGCGCAAUGACAUAUAUAGUGCGCAUAUUAACGGGCUGAGAUAGAGCCGUCGGACUCGUUGCACUCACCGGUUUCCAUUCGCCACAACGCUUCUAUCUCCCUUCGUCGACCUUCUACCUCCCUUCUCCUCCUCAACAGACGAAGCAUUAGCAGAACAAGGUUGUUGUCGUACUGCUGCUUCAAGAAUAUAAGCAAAACACGCCCGAAAAAGGCACUAAGAAUGGCGCCAUCAAGCAUCUUGUUAUCCGGAGCGAGGACUACAGUGUUUUCUUCCAGUAAACCUAAACACGUAACAUCCGCCCCGCCACCUAUCCAAUCAGAAACCUUCCCUCCCCCAAACCUUGCGUGGACCUGAAUACAAGCGAUUAAACUGAUCUCCCGUGUAAACCCUCAUUCGGAAUGAAUAUUUCCCAUGUAAACCACCUGGAAAGACUUUAAUUCCAAAUGAUUUCAUUCAGAUUUAUUUCAUUCUGAAUGAGAAGCCAUCAUGUAACCGCACCCAGUCUCAUACUGUAUUUUUGCAGUUUGUUAUGGCGUGUUGUGUUGCACCGCAGGCACGGCUCAGCUUGUACUAAAGGAGCUAAAAGUGCUUCUAUGUUUCUUUUAAAGACGGGGGUCUGGCUCUCAGCUUUCUCUCCUGCUCUAAUGAAGGUAGUGAAGAAGAACCCUCGCUGCACAGUUUGCACUGAGACACCUCAGAGCAGAGUCGUAUAUUUAAACUGUUUUCUUUGUGAAGUCUGUGAAAGGGAAAAGUACGUGAGAGAGAUACGAAAGAUAUUUUAAAAAGCACUAAUACUGAAUAGCUGUGUCAAAUAUAAGACUCUGCUCGAGAGAAGAAACAGCACAUGAUCUUCCAAAGUCGUCUUCUCUACAUUAGAGAUUUGUUAUAUUGAUUCUAUGCAGCUUUUAUUCUGUCAGCUGACCUUCGUCCUCCUCCUCUUCCUCGGUGUGUUUACCUGUAAUGUGCCACAGCAUUUAUUGUCACCUCUUUUAUUUAAACUUCACAUGUUGUGUUUAGUUUAUUGUUUUGUAUCCAGUAAUUGUUAUUGUAUUCUUUUUUUUAGCACUGUUAGGCUUUGAAAGGGAAAUAUUAACCAAGUGUUUGUCUUCCAUUUGUAAUGAUUCUUUUUACAAUUUCAUUCUUCGUUAAAUUAAUUAGAUUUUUGUAUGUUUUUUUUUUUAUGGACAACAUGGACGAGUCACGCAGCAGUUUAGCAGCGUUACAGUCGAGGCAUCACAUGAAGUUAAUCUGUGGGAAUAUUAUUUAUGUUUUGGGUUCAGCUGUUGUGAUACAGAUGAAAACAGGAGGUUAGCAACAUUAACUUGUGACAAGAGUAGUUAAUAUAUUUUGUUUUGUGACGAUUAUCAACCUGUUUGCAGUGUCUCGUACUGACUCAGCUGUUCCGUCAGUCACACCACAGGACAGUUUGGUAUUCAACACAAAACUGGAGGAGAUGAAGUGGAUGAAAAUAUUUACAAUAAUAUUUUGUAAAAGAUAAAGACCAUAUACUGUUUAAACUGCCAGUGUUUAAUUCAU